AUGAAUAUUUCUGCUCAAGAAUACACACAAAAUAUCGCUAAAUCCACAUCCAAAUCGACCACUACCACAAAAGUUACCACAUCAUUCGACCUCGCACCAGUCAGCACAGGCUCCCCAGACAUCACCGAUCUCGUCACGCUCAUGCGCUCGCCAUCCACAGACAUCGCAGCAUCACCAGAACGCGAGCAAGAAACACGGACAAGACAGCAAGACGUCGACUCGCAUCAUCCCACGACAACAACGCCCUGGGGCAGCAUAACAGAGGGGCGCCACUAUGUAAACCCCCCUCUCCCCUGGGACUCACCCCAACAAGCCCAGCAUAUCCCAGCAGCCAACACAAAUCCCACCACGCAACUACUGAACGGAACAACAACCCAACAACCCCCGCCUCUCAACCCCCCGGCCCCAAAUUUCUCAGCCAACACAACUUUCCCAUCCACAGCCCGGCCCAUCCCCACCGGCCUCCCCCACAACCCCUGGUUGCCGCGCUCCCCACCCACACCCCUCGCCACGUCCGAGAACCGGGUAAGCGGACGCCGGGCCUGUGCACGCGUGAAUUGCACGACGACGGCGAAUAUCGCGGUGCAGGGGACGGCUGCGGAGCGGCAGAAUGGCGGGUGGUUGUGUUCGCGGCAUGAGGGGGAGUUGGGGAUGAAGGUGGCGGGUAUGUAUUUGGAUUGGUAUGAUAGUCCGUGGCGGAUUGGGAGGAGGUGA
Molecule: messenger RNA, 714 nt
Organism: Plenodomus lingam JN3
Lineage: Eukaryota; Fungi; Ascomycota; Dothideomycetes; Pleosporales; Leptosphaeriaceae
Source: RefSeq, a predicted model, not a curated record